UGAAAACUACCUACCAACCUUCCCACAAUUCCCCCCCCUCUCUCUCUCUCUAGAAUCCUAGUGCUGGCAAGCCAUUGCAUUCAAUUGAAGCCCCAAUUGCAAAAAUUCAUAAUUCCAGCACCUAGAAAACCCUAAAUCGCAAUCAACUCCAUCAAAAUCACGCGCACAUACCAACAACUGCAGUUGAUUUUUUGUGCAUUUAUUCUAUACAGAAUUCUCCGUCACGCUUGUGCGGUGCCUUGUUCGCUAUUCUGUCCCUUACGCACCAACCACGACCUCUCCCGUUUCUUGCGUCUCUCGCUACCACACCUCAACCAAUCGCAAUUCUUCGGCUUUGCUCAAACUUAUUUGGGGAAGAGUUUGUUUGCAAGGUUUUUCUGAAUUCUCCGUUUCCUAUUUCAGAAGCCUGCAGGUUUCCCCUUUUUUUUGAUUCUAGGCGUUACCUGGCCACAUCUGUUCAUCUUGGUAAUUCAUGGAGGAUAACAACAGUUGAAUAUGGCAUUAUCAGAGAGUACUUCAUUUCAACCUAAUUUACUGCUGCAAUCACUUGUACAACAAUGUCAAGUUUGGAGGAGCCUCUUGGUCUUGACAAGCUCCCAGCUUUGAGCAACAUUGACCAAGUUUAUAGGUUCUCAUCCGGUGCAUGCAGGCCUGUCCCAGAAGAUAUGGGAAUGGGAAACUGCUGGAUUGAAGGGAGAAGUUGCAGCUCAUCUAAUAGCUGCAAGGAAGAUUUUGGAGAGUAUGAAAAAGACCAUGUUACGUGGAGAAGACAUAAAAGAAACUUGUUCCAGAGGACUUCAAGUCUAGGUAGAGGUUCGGUGGCCUGUAGAAACAUGACUGAAAAUGACACCGGGGAAUCAAAAUAUAAGCUUUUCAAGUGUGUGCCGAAAUAUGUGAAGAUAGUCGAAGUUGGCCCCAGGGACGGGCUACAAAAUGAGAAAACAGUUGUCCCAACAUCUGUCAAAGUCAAAUUGAUCCACAAAUUGGUUGCGUCUGGAUUGGCUGUUGUUGAGGCUACAAGUUUUGUUUCACCCAAGUGGGUACCUCAGCUGGCAGAUGCAAAGGAUGUGAUGGAAGCAAUUCAGAAUUUGGAAGGAGUUAGAUUGCCUGUUCUGACUCCCAAUCUUAAGGGCUUUGAAGCUGCUGUUGCUGCGGGUGCAAAAGAAGUCGCUGUAUUUGCAUCAGCUUCUGAGUCAUUCUCAAAAUCAAAUAUUAAUUGCAGUAUUGAAGAGAGCUUGGUUCGCUAUCUUGCUGUAACUUCUGCUGCCAAAAAACUUUCGAUUCCUGUGCGCGGGUAUGUGUCUUGUGUUGUUGGCUGCCCAGUAGAAGGAUAUAUCUCACCUUCAAAAGUUGCAUAUGUAGCAAAGGAACUUCAUAACAUGGGCUGUUUUGAGAUAUCUCUUGGAGAUACAGUUGGAGUUGCGACACCAGGUACUGUACUUCCUAUGCUAGACGCUGUGAUGGCUGUUGUGCCGGUCGAGAAGCUUGCUGUUCAUUUCCACGACACAUAUGGACAGUCUCUACCUAAUAUUCUGUUAUCCCUCCAAAUGGGAAUUAGCACAGUGGAUUCAUCUGUUUCGGGUCUGGGAGGAUGCCCCUAUGCCAAGGGAGCUUCGGGAAAUGUUGCGACUGAGGAUGUGGUGUACAUGCUUAACGGUCUUGGUGUGAAGACCAAUGUUGACAUGGGGAAGCUCUUGUCAGCAGGCGAGUAUAUCAGCCAGUUUUUAGGGCGUCCAUCGGGCUCCAAGACAGCGAUUGCCAUCAGCCGCAGAGAUUCGAGAGAGUGCAGCUGAUCAUUCAUAUAUUUAGUAGGGUAUACAAUGUAUACUACCAUCAUUUAUAAGACGAGGGAAGGAAUCCAAUUGUUGAGACACUUCUCAUAGUAGUAUUCAAGGUUUCGAAAAGAGAUGGACAUGUAAUCUCAUAAAUGACCUGUUAUCAUUAAUAUUAUCUAGAGGCUCAAAAUUA
Messenger RNA from Salvia splendens (bonfire salvia), 1968 nucleotides. Its product is annotated as hydroxymethylglutaryl-CoA lyase, mitochondrial. Gene Ontology annotation, molecular function: hydroxymethylglutaryl-CoA lyase activity. Gene Ontology annotation, biological process: L-leucine catabolic process; ketone body biosynthetic process. The transcript has 10 exons. NCBI's taxonomy places the organism in Eukaryota, Viridiplantae, Streptophyta, Magnoliopsida, Lamiales, Lamiaceae. Gene Ontology annotation, cellular component: mitochondrion. The record is from RefSeq and is a predicted model, not a curated record. The coding region runs from base 558 to 1793 and encodes 411 amino acids.